Molecule: messenger RNA, 1279 nt
Organism: Athalia rosae (coleseed sawfly)
Lineage: Eukaryota; Metazoa; Arthropoda; Insecta; Hymenoptera; Athaliidae
Gene: mRpL2
Product: 39S ribosomal protein L2, mitochondrial
Exons: 2
Coding region: 34-942 (302 amino acids)
Biological process (GO): cytoplasmic translation
Cellular component (GO): ribosome
Molecular function (GO): RNA binding; structural constituent of ribosome
Source: RefSeq, a predicted model, not a curated record
CGUCGAUAGUAAGUAUGGAAGACUGGUUUAAAGAUGUCGGCGGUCGUGGUUACUCGUUGUUUAAUUAAACGGCUGUUUAAUUUAUCGGGAUUAAAACAGUUAUCGUGCAGUCAGCAGCAGAGAAACACAUCAUGGAAACCAGUGGAUAAACCUGAGCCAGGUGUGAAGGGAAAAUCGUAUCGCCGCAUCGUUCAUUUCCCUGAAGAAUACACGAUCAAACCAUUGGAGGUUACUAACCUAGCUGGUAGAGAUCCCGUCUCAGGCAGACUGGUGGCAAAGGGUAUUGGAGGUGGUAUAAAGCACAAGUAUCACUGGAUAGACUGGUGCAGAGACGGUCCAACUGAUGAGAAUGAGAAGCCUAAAGAGGAAAGAGUUUUGCAAAUAAUUAAGGAUGGUUGCAGGACAGCAUUUAUCGCACUUGUGGCUAGCGGUCAGAAGCUAAAAUAUAUUUUGGCUACGGAAAAUAUGAAACCAGGUGAUCUAAUCCGUACGUCCAAAGCCUUACCUCGCAUUCCUGUGAGAGCUUUUGAAGGAGAUGCUUAUCCUCUGGGAGCCUUGCCUAACGGCACGCUUGUUCACUGUGUUGAGAAAUACCCCGGAGCUGGAGGAUGUUUGAUUCAUGCUGCUGGUACCUUUGGAACAAUUCUUCGUCGUGAUGGUGACGAUAGAGUUAUAGUUCGAAUGCCUAGUAAGAAGGAGUUCAGUCUGUACCGAACAUGUAUGGCAACGGUAGGUAGGCUCUCCAACAUACCCCAUGGCACCACCCCCAUUGGCAGUGCGCAGAGAAAUCGAGAACUUGGCAAUCGCCCCAGAAGUGGUUUGUGGCAACGCAAAAGUGGACGGCAUGGUCGCAAGAUCCGUCCCCCACCUCCUGUGAGACGUUUUGGCGGUGAUGACAAACCAAUAGAAGAUCAAUAUGUUAAAAUGACCUUGCACGUAUAAAUACAAAGUGUGUAGCAAUAAAUGAAAGAUGGUAAUGUAAAUGAUUUUCAUUGUUUUGUUAUAAGUUCGCCUGAAUUUGAAAAAAUGAAAUUUUUCAUUCCGCUUUCUGCAGUUGCCCGAUUUGUAAUAAAAAAUGGUAGUGUUAGAGAUGAAGCUAAAUACCAUAACUUCAUCGUGGAACGAAGCACAAUUAGACAAAACUAGUGGUUCAUAAAAAAUAGCUGAAUAAACUUACGAGCAUUUAAUAAUAUGAGUCAGCUACAACAAUAAUCCCUGCAAUUGUACAUAAAAUUUCCAGCAAUUCUUAUUUGUUAAAUAAAUAGAAAAACUUAACAGA